Messenger RNA from Penaeus monodon (black tiger shrimp), 1721 nucleotides. RefSeq lists its product as uncharacterized. The transcript has 6 exons. Lineage: Eukaryota; Metazoa; Arthropoda; Malacostraca; Decapoda; Penaeidae. The coding region runs from base 179 to 1090 and encodes 303 amino acids. The record is from RefSeq and is a predicted model, not a curated record.
UAGCGACGUCUGCGGGAACGCCAUUCCAAGCGCGUGCGUUGUGGCUCUACAUCUAGACAGGGAAAGGGGAUCAGAACGUAAACCACUGUAGCUUCUGGAAUAGUGGGAAUUCUCUUGAAAUACAGAGAAUACCAGUGGAUAGAGACGUACUUGAAGAAAAAACAGUAGGUGUGUAAGAAUGGCACGGCCAAACAUGCCAUGCCAAAUAAACACUUUUUGUGGGUGUAUCCCGCUGGAAAGGGGUGUGUUAAUCAUUGGAAUAAUCUCAAUGUUUGUUUCACUGACAGAGUUGUUCAGGAUCUCACUUCAUUUUGUCGACUUUGAAUUGUCUCUCAGACAUUGUCAGAGACUCCUGAAAGACCUGAAGAAAGCAGAAGGAGAUGGUAAAGUUGAUGCCACAAUCGGGAAUGAGACACGUGAUAAAUGUCCUCAUGAAAAUCUAGUGAAAACAAUGUAUUUUCCGUUGGGACUUCAAGCUAUUCUCUGCAUUGUUUACUUUAUUCUAAGUGUGCAGUUGGUGUAUGGUGUUAAAAUGGGCAGACCCAAGCUGUUGUUACCAUGGAUGUUGUGGCAAGCAGCACCAAUCUUUUAUGCUUUCAUGAGCAUCUUCACACCAAUUAAGCCACCGGUGCCACUGAACUUGAUUUCUUUCUUGUUUGUUGUUUACUUCCUCCUGGUGGUGUUUUCCUACUACAAUGAGGCCACAACAAGAGAGAGGCCAGUAGCAGUUACAGUUGUGGCAGUAACUCAAACUCCAUCUGGAAUGACUGUCAGCAUUCCUUCACCGGGAAAGGAUGAUGCUCCACCUCCAUACCCAGGGUACAUUUCAGAAUUCAACCCAGCAUACAGUUCUACAGAUGAAACAUCAGCCCCUCCAUACACUUCCCUGCAGAUGCCUAAUUAUGCAACUCCUCCUCCUUAUUCUCAAAUUAUUCAACAAAGUCCAGGAACUACUCAACAAAGUCAAGGAAACACAAGUUCAGAGCAUUCAGCACAGAACUCAAGUCAAAACAGUGCAGCUGGGUCACCAGCUGAAACCUGCAGAGAAGCAGUACCUCUGGUCAAGAAAAGUUCGCAGUCUAAUGAGUAGACUGCUUCUUGCAUUCAACUAUCAGAAGAGAUUUGUGAAUGCAACUUGAAUUCUUAACUAGAUGCAAAUUAUAUUAUGUAUAUGUAUUAUGUAUUUGCUUGCAACCUACUCUGUGUUUGUAAGCUGUUGUUUGAUGUUAUCAGCAUUUUUCAUGACUUCUGAAUCUUCAAUUUAAACAAAUUUCUUGUGAUUUUUCUUGUACAUGAAGUAUAAGGAGAAAGGAAAACAUUAAUUUAUAUCAUAGUCUGUUAUGUAAAAAUCUCCUUGAGUAAUAUAAGUAUCAUCUAAAGUUAAGUCAGUAUUCAAAUGAGAAAAGACGUCAGCUUUGACCUGUUCUCGCUGAAAGAUAUUUGCUUUUCUCCACUUCUCAGCAUUUUUUUACUAACUCAUUUUGAUCUAUCACAUUCCUCUCCAUUUCAGAUUUAGAAAAUAAGGAAAAGAAUUGAAUAAUCAUUGAGUUCAGUUAUCACCAUUUUGAAAGAACAUUAUUGCCAGCAUAUUUUCUUAGAAAAUUGGUUUCUGUUGAGUGGAUCAAAGUCACUGUUUAUACUGUAUCAAGGAUUUGCUAUAAUUCUUAAUAGAUGCUAGUCAUGUAUUUUGCACUUUUCAUGAAACUUUAAUGAUUGAUUUA